AACAUCACUGCAUAUGUCUCGCCCGCCGGACAAUGGAGUUGACAUUCUUGCCUUGGGUCGAAGGUGGCCAGACCAAUGACUCCGACAGGCGGCUUCAGGCUUCGCGUCGACACCAGCAUACCGCGCUAGCUGCACACCGGAAGAAUAGAGAACUCCGCAGCCUGCAACGGAAGAGAUUGCGCAGUGUAGCCAGGUCUGAUCCGAGUCUCGUCUCAUCAGGCUCUUCUGGGCAGCCUUCGCCUUCCCUAAUCCACACACCAUGGAGCAUGACGAGGGACGCUGCCUUGCUGGCGCAAUGUCCCUUUGCAACGGGCUUUGACAUACCCAUUUCGCCUAGAACCAUGCUUGACACGAGCCGCUGGGGCUCGCUGAACCAUUUUGGUCAGCUCGGACUCUCCCACGAGUUCGAGAGGAUCUUCGAUGACGGUAGGGACGAGGUCUGGGUGUUGAGGGAGUAGUGACUGAGACAGUGUUGAAGCAUUGAUCCACCAGUGGCCGGCCUUUGCUUUGGCUACACACGACGCUGCAAUCACAGAGAUUCGAGAGGCUGCCAUCCGCACCUCGCUGUUGGCUCCGCAUUGUCUCUUCGCCACCAUAUAUGCCGGCGAAUGCUACAGGUCUUACUUCGACGGCAGAACACUCCACCAUGAGAUGCUUCAACUUCAAUUGAAACAACAAGCGCUGAAACAUCUCCGAAGAGCCGUGCAGGACCAUGGAGGUGUCGCAUCGGAUGAAGUGCUCUGGACGAUCACUCUUCUGGCAAUUCAUGGCUCCGUCCGUACCCUGAAGCAGCCCCGAUUCACCGUUCCCGUCUACAGAGACAACGAAUUCUAUUCCAGUGUGGAAUUCGAACGAACUCAUCUGCAUGCACUGAGAACGCUUGUCGCCCAGAAAGGGGGUCUGAAGGCUCUGACGCUUCACGGCCUGAGCAACAUGAUAUCAAUGGUCGACACGUUUCAUUCUCUGAUGAAUCUGACCAAACCGGUCUUUCCACCCCUUUAUCCAGCACCACUCCUCGUAGAUUCAUUACGAGAGACGUGGGACGACGUCGCCAAGUCUCGAUUUGCAAACCGUCAAGAUGGGUUCAUUUUCUUGGAGGCUUUCCGGGGUGGUCCCCGGUUGCACCAAAUCAUCUGCCAAGUUCGGGUCCUUCUCGAGACAUUCUCCCUUUGCCUACGCAAUCCCCGCCGAAGCCCGGAUAUCAUGCUCAUGGUCCACACCCGUCGCGUUCUCCAGCACGAUGCCUUGCAAGUUCGAUCGGAAGGAGAUUGUUUUUUUGAAGUCGCCCGCCUUUCUUUCGUUGUAUUCAUGGCCGAACUGGCUUGGACAUUACCGGUCAUUGGUGGCUUCCACGAAAAGGUCACGAAACUCCUGCUGGAAGCCCUGGAAGAAUGUGUCACGCGUCAACACUGGCAGACAUACCCUGAGUUUCUCCUAUGGGCCACGGUCAUGGGCGGGCUUGCUGCACGCCAGGGUCCUCGAGUUUCAAGUUUUGCCGCCAUAUUGCGAGACUCAUCUAUGGCCAUAGACAAGGACUCAUGGGCAUAUGUGAAAAGCGUGUCGCAGAUGUUUCUGCCCUUGGAGUAUGACCUAGGAGACUUAUGCCAUGACUUUUGGGAUGAAGCGUGUGAUUUUCUCUCUGAGAAAACCGUCGAACUGGUGUGAUGAACAUCCUAAACCGCCAUCAAAACAACGACAGAUUUGCCGUACAUGGAACGUACACUUCGUCAAGCAGCUCUUCAAAAAUUUCACGGCGUACUCACUGUGCGGCGAUUCAUCACGGAAUCACCAUCGAUCUUUCUGGCCUCUUUGCCAAACUGGAGGCUGUUGAGUAUGUGGCAAACAGCAUACUAUUAUCGUCCAUCUCAGCUUGAGUCACUGGGCACAACGGAUCGGAUCAGGUCUUGCCUGUGAUCAGAGUCCGCAGGUCGCUGGGUAGUGUCGACAUUGAUAAGUCCGCCUCGGUAUGUUGAUUCACUGACCCUCUACCACGGCCAGAGCCAUGGGCUUAUGGAUCUAGCAACUGUUAUUCAUGUGUUGAAGAGUACGCAACGCGUGUCGAGCGAUUUUGUCGACCCGUUCCGAAUUCUUGAGGCGCAAUCCUCCAGCAUUUCUAUCAUGCAGCCGGCAAAGUGCUCGAAUCUGGGCGGCAUAUUCGAGUCCUUGUCGACCUCAUAUCCCAACUCUUUCCGUGCAUAUAAGGCGUCGACCGCAACCAGAGUGGGUCGCUGAUUUUGUCAGAAUUUAGGAAUACGGGUGUCUCAGACCGCAAACUUUUGGUCUGCUCGAGACCCGGCUAUCACGACGAAUCACACCGACAAAGAAUAGCCGGCCUUGGCUUUGACAAACUCGCCAUUCGACGCGGGGCAAAACUGGGGUAAAUUUGACGGAGAGCAUCAUGCUAUACUGGGAAAUAAUACACUACCCACAAGCUGAGGGGCGGACUGCCCAGUCCUCGGCAAAGGGCAUUACCCCGAUGUAUAAACUUCUGUAAAGAUACAGGGAGGCUUCGCUUCCUCCCACUUACAAAAUCCGUCAGAAACUAGGCCCGCUCCGCAUCAUUCAAAAAGCCUCGGGCAAGCAUCAACAAUUCAGAACUAAGUUGUUGUACAAAGCCGACACCCCUGUUAUUCAAGACAUUCCGGAAGUGCAGCACUUAGCCGAAGCUCAAUAAGCAAGUCAUGGCAGAGCGACGCAAAAGGGGAAGGCCUAAGACUGAGGCGAGCGCCGAUAACUGGUUUGGCGUCGAGGAUGCGAGGGAGAGGAAGCGGAUACAAGAUAGGCUGGCGCAGCGAGCAAGACGUAAGUCGUCACCUUUUGUCCUCUUCUCGUCUCUGUCUGCUGGACCUGGCGCCUAGUACGGAGGUUUCAUAUAAUUCUCCAAACGAGGUGCUGAUGAUCAG
Messenger RNA from Cladophialophora immunda, 2903 nucleotides. RefSeq lists its product as hypothetical. The transcript has 3 exons. The coding region runs from base 652 to 1665 and encodes 337 amino acids. The record is from RefSeq and is a predicted model, not a curated record. NCBI's taxonomy places the organism in Eukaryota, Fungi, Ascomycota, Eurotiomycetes, Chaetothyriales, Herpotrichiellaceae.